This is a messenger RNA of Mya arenaria, 1621 nucleotides long. RefSeq lists its product as uncharacterized. The transcript has 3 exons. Bases 262 to 828 code for a protein of 188 amino acids. NCBI's taxonomy places the organism in Eukaryota, Metazoa, Mollusca, Bivalvia, Myida, Myidae. The record is from RefSeq and is a predicted model, not a curated record. Gene Ontology annotation, molecular function: heme binding; oxygen binding.
AUUACCUACGCACGAACAAAUGCCAUGUCUGUUUAGAUUCAGCGAGGUUUUCGAACAAGACAGAGUGAGUCUUUCGGAGGGUACAUUCAAUGUAGACUUACCAAAACAGUGAGAAUGUGUUUAUCUUCUUAUUGUAUUCAAUUUGGGAAGCAUCUAAAACAUCAUGCUCCUAAGCAUUACAAUACAAUAUUAUUAUUCUAAAAUUAAAAGGAUAAUUACAAAUUAUAAUUAAAGUGAAACUAUACAGAGCGCUUGAUAAACAUGGGAUGUAUAUAUUCAAUGAAAAGAAAAGAAGCCCUUCGGAAGAAUAAGACCUACCUACCUGCCAACACAGGGGAUGGAGACAGUAACGGGAACAGCCAGACUCCGACCCUUCCUGAGUUUACCGACUGUCAAAAAGACCUGGUAACCAAGUCGUGGACAGUUGUUAAAGAUGACAUGGACAAACUAGGCAUCAAUAUAUUUAUGAAACUGUUUGCGAGUCAUCCGGACGUACAGGACGUUUUUGCACCAUUUAGAGGCAUGAGCCCAGAAGACCUCAACGAGAGUAACCAGCUCCGCUCCCACGCCAUGCGGGUGAUGGGUACUGUGGACAAGUGCCUGAGCUGUAUAUACGAGUCAGAUAAAGUCGUAAAAAUCCUCCAAGAACUCGGCUCAAGACACGUGAUGUACACGGCAAAAGUCGACUAUAUGGACUUGAUCGGACCGCAGUUUAUCCUGGCAAUUCAGCCUGUUUUGGACGACGAAUGGACUCCGGAACUGGAACAGGCGUGGUCAGACCUUUUUAAGUUGAUAGCUUUCAUCAUGAAGGCAGCAAUGACCUUUUGAUGCAAACACGACAGUUGCAUGGUUAUUGUGAAAAUACUAAUCACCACGGCAGUACGGUGUUGUGAAUAGGUGUGGAUACUGAGACUUACCCUUAGUAAAGGAAAAAUAUCAUCAUACCUUCAAUAUUAACACUCCUAUUGAUGAACGUAUACCUUAGUUGCAUUCAUUUUCCGCAUAAUCUUCGGAAUACCGUAUGUGAUGACGACAAGUGGCAUCAUUGACGCAGACGAUGUUUAUACAAGGUACAAUUGUCUUCAAAGUGAUACGUUGAACAUUGUUGUUGGAUUAUAAUGAAUCAUUGCGAAUUAUUUACAGUUAGUGAGUGUAAAUACGAACAUUAAAUAUUUCAAAAUUUUCUUGAAUAUCAAGCAAACUACUGGUAUUGAUAACAAUGGUCUAUGAGAGACAAUGAAAGUUGGGCAAGAAAGAUAAUUUGUGAAGAAUGACCGACCUGUUCAAUCAAUGCUACUGGUCUGGUGAAUAAAAUACGUUUGUACCUGCUUUAGAGAGCAACUUCCUAUUGUGUUGCCACCAUUUCCAGCUACAUGUAAAUUUAUUUAAAAUCAUAUACAUGUAUGACCAAUUAUUAUCAAUAGGUAACAUGGACUCAUUAGUUGUAUUAUAAUCUUUGAUAUAUUUUUCGGUUAUUUCAAAUGUUUAAACGUUUGAAGUGGCAAGUGUAUAAUCAAUCCAUUUGUCGAUUUGGUAUUUGGUUUGGUUUGCAUUUUUAAGUUGUUUACGUGUUUGACAGCAAAAGAUAUUGCAAAAUAUUCAACAGUUUCUAGAUCGUGUC